AUGUUCUUCUACGAUUGUUUAAUAAUUUCGUUUGUCUUGUCUACUUUACUAUCAGCAAUAAAUUGUCAUAAAAUAGAAAAACUAUCCAGAAAGAAAAGAUAUUUGACAUUUCCCGAAGGUUCUACAUUUUCGGCUGCCCUUUGUCUUACAGCCCAAACAAUAGGGCCUGCCGAAAUUUUCACUGAAGCAGUGGCGUGGGGCAUUGCGUACGAUCUUCCCAAUGACACAUCAAAAUUUAAAUCCUUCCUGUACCCAAAGGCAGCCCUAAAAAGGCGCCACCGUAGAGACCUCUACCAGAGAUUAGAAAAACUAAUGAAUUCAAUGGGGUUGGAAGGGAGGUCGUGUAUCUUUAGAACGUUAUGCGAAGUAGGACAGACCCUUGCAGAUCGAAGGGCUAAUCUAGUGGAAGAAUUCUUGUACAUUUUAUUCCAAUUUCCUUUGGAAAAUCUUUCAUUACUGGAGCAUGACGAGUCAUGGCAAUAUUACUGGGCUUUUAAAAAAGGAAAAGAAGAGAAGAUCGAAUCAAAUUUGGAGCACCAUUCUCGCCAGAAAAGGUAUCUUGUGUUUCCUGACGGCGCCAGUGUUGCGAUAUCCGUUUGCACCCAAGCGCAAUUGAUUGGACCAUCGUUUCUGACCGAAGCUGUAGCAUUCGGAAUGGUCUACGAUCUACCGAAUAAUUCACAAGAAUUAAAGCCCUAUCUUUACCCAAAAUUUCUUUUGAAAAAAAGACAUCGAAGAGAUCUUUAUAAAAACAUAGAAGCAAUAAUAGAUUCAAUGGGUUAUGAUGGACGGACCUGCGUAUUCAGGGCUCUGUGUGAGGCUAGCCAAAAGUAUUUCUUCUCUCCAAAGAACAUCAUUGAAAAAAUGCUAUCCAUCAUAUUUAAAUUUCCUCAGAAACACAUUGCGGACAUUGAACCAGAAGAACAUUUACUAUAUCACGAAGCUUACAAAAAUGGCCGAAGCGGCGACCACAGGCCAUGUCAAGUAAUGUAUCCUAGCUGCAGCUUUUCUCUGCUCGAAAUGGCUUUAGGAGAUUAUUCAGCUUUUGGUUAA
Molecule: messenger RNA, 1053 nt
Organism: Agrilus planipennis (emerald ash borer)
Lineage: Eukaryota; Metazoa; Arthropoda; Insecta; Coleoptera; Buprestidae
Exons: 8
Coding region: 1-1053 (350 amino acids)
Source: RefSeq, a predicted model, not a curated record